CUAGGAACUCUUGUUCUUCUUAUACACAUAUUCAAUCACCCGACCAAAUUCCAAAGUCCCAAAAAAAACCAAAUCCCAAUUUCAAAGGUAGUAGUAGUACAAGGAAAGUGUAACAACCAAAGACAAAACAAAAAUAUCAAAAUUAAAUAGUAAAAAUUCUCACACACCCCCAAAAAAACACACACUCUGACUCUAUCCUCUGUGUUCUGUUUCUGUUCUGUUUCACCCAUAACUAUGGAUUUUUGGACUUCUUCUCUCCCUCUUGAUGAUGAAUUUGAAAAGCUUGUAAUUCGAAUGAAUCCACCUAAAGUAACGGUGGAUAAUACUUCAAGAAGAUCAACCACUUUGAUAAAGGUUGAUAGUGCUAAUAAGCGUGGUAGUUUGUUGGAAGUUGUUCAAGUUCUUACUGAUAUGAAUCUCAUUGUUAGAAGAGCUUAUAUUUCAUCUGAUGGAGAAUGGUUUAUGGAUGUUUUUCAUGUUACUGAUCAAAAUGGGAAAAAGUGUCUUCAAGAAGAUGUUGCUGACAGAAUUCAACAGUCACUUGGUCAACGAGUGCAUAGCUUCCGCUCCGUGAGAAGGUCUGUCGGAGUUCAAGCUGCGGCUGAACAUACUACAAUCGAGUUAACUGGACGAGAUAGGCCGGGAGUGCUUUCAGAAGUCUUUGCUAUUCUCUCUGACCUCAAAUGCAACGUGGUAGCGGCCGAUAUCUGGACUCAUAAUUCAAGAAUGGCGUCGGUUGUUUACAUCACCGACGGUGCAACAGGAUUGCCGAUAGACAAUCACGAUCGUCUCGCCAAGAUUAAGCGUCUUCUGCUUUAUGUGCUGAGAGGAGAUAUCGACAAGAAGGACAAGAAGAACGCGAACACUUCUGUUUCGUUUUGUUCGAUUCAUAAGGAAAGGAGGCUGCAUCAGUUAAUGUAUGCUGAUCGUGAUUAUGACGUAUAUGACGGUGAUUAUUCUUGCUCAACAAAUGACAGAAACAAGCUCUAUGUAACUGUGGAUGAUUGCAUUGAUAAGGGAUACACUGUCGUGAACUUGAGGUGUCCUGAUCGACCAAAGUUACUAUUCGAUACGGUUUUCACAAUCACUGACAUGCAGUAUGUUGUGUACCAUGGAACUGUCAUUGCUGAAGGACCAGAAGCAUAUCAGGAAUACUUCAUAAGGCAUGUGGAUGGAUAUCCUAUCAGUUCCGAAUCCGAAAGGCAAAGAGUGAUUAACUGCUUGGAGGCCGCUGUUAGGAGACGAACUUCUGAGGGCAUAAAGCUCGAACUUUGCAGUGAAGACAGAGCUGGCCUAUUGUCCGAUGUAACUCGCAUCUUCAGAGAAAACGGCCUAUCAGUCUGCCGCGCGGAGGUCACAACAAGGGGUUCACAGGCCAUGAAUGUUUUCUACGUGACUGACGUGUCUGGAAAUCCGGUUAAGAGUGAAACAAUUGAAGCAGUUCGAAAAGAGAUUGGAUUGUCUAUACUGCGCGUAAAGGACGACGAGAUGUGCACGAAUUCUCCGUCCCGAGGGAGUGGAAAAUUCUCUUUACGCGAACUCGUUCGAUCGAGGUCCGAGAAGUUUCUUUACAAUUUAGGUCUGAUGAAGUCUUGUUCUUGAAGUAUCAAUAAUGUUUCGUGUUUGUAAAUAGUAUAGCCUUAGUUUUGACUAGAUUUAGACUGCUUUGGAACCUCAUUGCAGUGUUUUAUGGUUUGGUGUUUCUAGAUUUGGUUUUAUUUUAAGUUGUUUUCAGAUUUUAGUUUGUAGAGUUUUAUUUAUCUAGGCAUGUUUCAACUGGAAAUAAAUGUGUAUAUUAAUGUGCCUUUGCAAAUGUCAUAUCCUUCUGGCCUCUAA
This is a messenger RNA of Lathyrus oleraceus (garden pea), 1836 nucleotides long. Its product is annotated as ACT domain-containing protein ACR4. The record is from RefSeq and is a predicted model, not a curated record. The transcript has 7 exons. Bases 235 to 1602 code for a protein of 455 amino acids. NCBI's taxonomy places the organism in Eukaryota, Viridiplantae, Streptophyta, Magnoliopsida, Fabales, Fabaceae.